UCAACACUCUUAUUUGAUUGUCAACCGAACGCGCUAACUUAAACAUUAUAAUUUUUAUGAAAAAUAUUUAUACAAGCUAAAAACGUUAGCUAUGUGGAUGAUGCAAGUGAGCAGCAGUUUCUUGUGCCGUCCAACAAAGCUAAAAUGCUGCACACGGAUUCAUUGCCCAAUCAUCAAGGUAUCUACACGCCACUAAGUCAGGCAAUGACCGAUUCUGAAUCCGAUGAAGAAAUUGAAAUACAUAAUUCUAAUAAGCAUCGACACCAGCAGCAGCUACACCAGCAACAAUUGCAGCUAAAACAGCAACAUCAGCAAUUGCAGCUGCAACAUCAGCAACAAUUACAUUUGCAACAGCAACAACGCAAUCGCAUUCGCAUACCACCUAACACUUUAGCUUUAAAAUCGCUACACACACAGUCGAGGCAACAGCAAAAUCAAAAUAGACAGCAGCAACAGCAACCAUUUAACAACAGCAGCAAUUAUACCACCAAUAUGCAAAACACAUUUCGUUCGGUUAUGCUCAGUGAUUUGGGCAGCAAUGCCGCCAGCAAUGUUGGCGUUGAGUUCUCCAAUUUUGGCGCCGAAUACGACACAAGUGCGGAUAAUGUCGCCAUAUUGGGUCAUCAGUCUGAUCAAUCUGAAUCGAAGCGCUUGCCCAUGUCCACGAGGAGGCGUUGCUGCUUUAUAGCUUCACUGUUACUCUGCCUGUUCGCUGUGGUUGCCUUUGUAUGGAUCGUUCCCUGUGGCCAAGCGGAUGGCAAUGGAGCUUGUCCAGCGCCCGUGGAUCGUCAAAAGACGCGUAAUUGGUUUAACAACUACACCAAAAUCGAGCUCAGAGGAGGAGUUAAUGUUGUCGCUGGUGUGCGUGCCUGGGAGAAUAAUUUAAUAUUUCUUUAUCGUGGUGAUGUUUUCUUUCCGGAAUUUCGACCCAAUAAUCAUAAACGCAAUGGCAUUAUCUCACUAAUUGGCAGCUCCGGGGCUGUAGCUUGGUAUGACGAGACUGUGGAUGAGCCCGUGGCAAUUGAUUGUACCUUACUCGAUGUGGAUCUCAAUGGCAAGCCGGACUGUUUGGUCAUCGAUGAGUAUGGCGAAGUGGGUGCAAUUAAUUCGGGAAGUGGUGAAUGGCAUUGGCGCUUCAAGGAUCAUGCAGCACAGAAACUAAAUGCGUAUGACUUUCCACUAAUACUGCCAGAUAUCGAUGGCGAUGGUGUGUUAGAUAUAUUGCUUGUAUCCAGUCUUUCAUUGGAGCAGCGCACCAAGACACUUGUCCAGCAGCAACAACCCCAGAAACAACAACUCGAAGCACGCAACGUGCUACGACUUCUAUCGGGUCGUCGAGGUCGACCCAUCGGCGAGGGCUUUCGUAUACACGACUGCCAGAAGCUCAGCCGACUGCAGCUGAACGUCAACAACAACAUCAGCUACAGCUGCAGCUCCAGUAAAGAUCAGCAGCAACAGCAACGUUUCAAGAGCCUCGCCGAGCUCUAUGCGCUAAUCACCAAUAAAUCGCUAAUGGGUCGUCGUCUGUUGCCCGCCUCAAAGAUUGCUCAGCACCGCAAACAAAUGGAUGUACAGCGAAAUGUUUAUCUGCUCAGUGGCAGGGAAUUGAUACUCGAGAAUCGUGGCAAGUGUCCCGAUUGCAAUGUCACAUUGCAGCUAAGCGAAAUGCGCGAUGGUCGUCGGCAUAUGCUGCGCAAUUUAACGGAGAACGCAGUGUACGGCAUGGUGCCAGCUCAAUGGCACUUUAAGAACAGCAAGUCAAAGAUGUCUGGCUUUGUCAUCAAGUUCUGGAAGUGGAACAGCAUAGCCAAAGCAAAGCAACCUCCUGUGAGCAACAGCAACAGCGUUGAAAAGAUGAACAAUUACACCAACAGCAGCAGCAGCAAUAGCUCCAAAAAUCUGAAUAGUAUAAAGGAAAAGGAUAAAAAUAAGGACAAGGACAAGGACAAGAUGUACUCAAAAAAUCAACAGCAACAGCAACAGCAGCAAAAGAAGCAACAACAGCAGCAGCAGCAACGGCUUAAAAGAGAUGCACUCGCUCAUCAAUUUCCCGCCGAGCAUGAGGAAUUCGAUCUCUUUCAUCAAAUACAAAAACGUGAAACAUUUCAAAAUCAGAGCAAAUCUGUUGGCGGCCUAAUGAAAAACUAUAAAAUGCAAAUGAUAACGGAAACAGUUAUAUUGGUAUUAUUCAUUGGUGCCGAUACGCGCAUCGAGAACACCUCACAGAGCAAUAUCAUCCAAUUCUGCCGCAACGAACGCAACGAAAUGAUUUGUCAACCUGAUUUACUCAAUCAAGAGAAUUCCAUGUUGAUUGCAGAUCUCGAUACGGAUGGGUCACAGGAGUUGGUCUCCUACCUGUCCACGUUUGUGAAACCCAGCGAAUAUCCCUACACAGACUAUAAACUGAUCAGCUAUGUGCGAUUGCUGCGCAUCCAAUCCGAGCUGCCUGCCUUUUAUGAGCAGGAAAAACUUAACUAGGAGCAGUGUUAGCAGGAGCUGGAGAAGAUGUGCAUUUAAAACACACUAAAUUAGUCUACAAGAGGUUCAGUACUUAGUAGUUAAAUUGCUAGUUGCAUUGACAACAUAACGUUUAUAAUUAACAAUUAAUAAUUGUACUAUACUAUAAUAAUAUUAAAUAGUAAAACUUUUCUAGUCUCAAAUAAAG
Drosophila hydei is the source of this 2665-nucleotide messenger RNA. RefSeq lists its product as uncharacterized. The coding region runs from base 145 to 2478 and encodes 777 amino acids. The record is from RefSeq and is a predicted model, not a curated record. Lineage: Eukaryota; Metazoa; Arthropoda; Insecta; Diptera; Drosophilidae. The transcript has 2 exons.